CGGCGUUCUGAAAUCAGCACGUCAAAAAGAAAAUUUGCCUUGCCAACGUAACAUUGUCGUGCGGCUGAUGCCAGUGCAAAAAUAUAUGUUCAGGAGAUAAAAUGGUGUCAAGCACGGAGUGUCCUGUUUGCGGAGUGACUGCCUCACAAGCUUGUACUAGGUGCAAAAUGGUGCGGUACUGCGACCGGGAGCACCAGAAGCAGCACUGGCCGCAGCAUAAGCGCAGAUGUAGGCCAUUCAGCGAGGAGCAGGAUGCCGUUCUAGGCAGAUACUUGAAGGCUACCCAGGAAAUUGCAGCCGGUCAAAUAGUCUUCAUUGAGGAGCCUUUAGUGGUGGGCCCCAAGUGGUAUCAUUCCGACGCAGAUAAUGAAGCCCCUAUCGUUCCCUGCGUAGGCUGUUGCACUCCGUGCCGUCUGGGGAAGCACCAGUGUCGCAGAUGCUGUUGGCCAGUCUGCAGUGCGGGAUGCGAGCACGAAUCAAUGGAAUGCAGCGUACUCAGCCUAGGAACAGGUUCACCAACUCGGGUAGAUCCCCGCUCAUUGAACGACUAUUUCAGAGGCGAUGCUCUUUUAGUGCUCAAAUGUCUUCUGUUGCAGCGCCAGAGUCCAACGAAAUGGUUGGCUUUGUUGGAGAUGCAGUCUCAUGAGGAUGAGCGUAGGGGCACCGAACUACACGAGGAAGCAGAGAAGCGGGUAGUUAGCUACCUCCAAAAUCGGUUUUUAUGUAGACUGAAGCAAACUAAUCCCAGUCUCCUACACGAUUGCGAACCAGAGAUGCUGCAUCGGCUUUGCGGCAUCAUCGAAACCAACUUUAUGGUCAUUGAACUGCCGACUGGCUUGGAACUCAGCGGGUUGUUCAGGCAGGCAUGCAUGAUGGAGCAUGCUUGUCAGCCCAACUGCGACUUCCAGUUUGAUAACAAGACUCAGCAAGUUGCUGUGCGUGCUGGCUGUGACUUGCGAAAGGGUGAUCACCUACGGAUUACAUACACUAACAUCCUAUGGGGCACGCAGCUUCGCCAGCACCAUCUUCGACUAACGAAGCAUUUCAGCUGCCGCUGCAGUCGCUGUCUUGAUCCAACGGAAUAUGGCACCUAUAUAAGUGCGAUGGCAUGUCUGGGGGAUGUAAAUCAGACUUGCGGAGGAACCCAUUUGGCCGUGGAUCCACUAGACGAAAACACACAGUGGAAGUGCGACACUUGCCCAAUACUGGUGGAUGGAGCUUACGUGGCUGAGCUGCAGUCGCACAUGACCAAGCAGGUUGAGGGCUUAUUGGCCGGAUGUCCUUCCGCGAAUCAGGUUGAACUUUUGUUGGCCCGCCUGACCCAUGUGUUGCAUUCAAAUCAUUUUCACACGUUCAAUCUAAAGCACACGUUAAUCCAGCUGUAUGGUAACGAAGCUGGCUUGGAAUCGUGCGUGCUGAGCAAUAAUCAGCUAAUACGGAAACUGCGGUUGUGCGAUGAGCUCUACAACGUAUGCCGGCGACUGGAUCCUUACAGCAUUAAACUGGCUAUCUACGUCACGGUCAUCCUUAUCGAGGUGGCCCACACUCUGGAGGAGCAGGCAAGAAGAGCACCAGCAGAGGCAACAUCCCUUUUGGGACUGGCACAGACCCGCCUUAGGGAAGCCCAUAUGGUUUUGGAAAAAGAGCAAGAAUCGGUGGUCGGCAAGAAGCUAAACGAAAAAUUGCAGAAAGAAAUCUUUGAGUGCGAAAAACUAAUUCUAACUCUUGCCUAUAAUCAAGAUCAUUAACAAAAUAAUGUUCUAACAUUUGGAAGCCGAAAUCACUGUGAAGAGCUGUCCGCAUAGUGACGAACCGCGCCUGGAGACUGUGCGAAAAAAAUUUACUAGUAAAGGGCUGGUGUGGAGCAACAUCACUCACAUAUAUUAUUAAAAAUUAGCACCGUUUGGUUAAAAUCCAGCUAACCGUUCAAAAGGGAUUUUAGGAAACUUCAAAAUAAAUAUAUCUGUCGGGCUUAUAAAAAUUAUAUUUUGUAAAAAAAUUGUAAAAUAAAAAUUUAUGUCGUUU
This is a messenger RNA of Drosophila santomea, 2025 nucleotides long. RefSeq names its product SET domain-containing protein SmydA-8 (gene SmydA-5). Bases 102 to 1748 code for a protein of 548 amino acids. NCBI's taxonomy places the organism in Eukaryota, Metazoa, Arthropoda, Insecta, Diptera, Drosophilidae. The transcript is spliced from 2 exons. Gene Ontology annotation, molecular function: protein binding. The record is from RefSeq and is a predicted model, not a curated record.